Messenger RNA from Aspergillus tanneri, 1329 nucleotides. RefSeq names its product MCT family MFS transporter. Lineage: Eukaryota; Fungi; Ascomycota; Eurotiomycetes; Eurotiales; Aspergillaceae. Gene Ontology annotation, biological process: transmembrane transport. Bases 1 to 1329 code for a protein of 442 amino acids. The transcript is spliced from 2 exons. Gene Ontology annotation, cellular component: fungal-type vacuole membrane. Gene Ontology annotation, molecular function: transmembrane transporter activity. The record is from RefSeq and is a predicted model, not a curated record.
AUGGGAACUAGUCCUGACACAGACAAGGCUAUUGCCGAGUCCCUAACCGCUAUAGAUAACAGCAGCCAUGACAACGAACAACCAACUCACCCAACGUAUCCUGCGGUCGACGAGAAAUCUGUAGAAGAGCCGACAUAUGACGUCGGUCUUCAUGCAUGGUUGCAAGUGUUGGGCUCGUUUUUCCUGUUUUUCAACUCAUGGGGUGUGAUAAAUACAUGGGGUUCAUUUCAGACAUACUAUACACAGAACACUUUGUCCGAUGUGCCGUCAUCCUCGAUCGCCUGGAUUGGAUCACUGCAGUCGUUUCUUCUCAUGCUCUUCGGGGUGGUGACAGGGCCCCUGUUCGACGCGGGUUACUUCCGGGGUCUGCUAUCCUUCGGGACCUUCAUGCUCCCCUUUGGGCUCAUGAUGACCAGUAUCGCCUCCAAGUACUGGCACUUUAUCCUCGCUCAAGGCAUCUGCAUUGGCUUAGCCAGCGGCUGUCUCUUCGUGCCAUCAGUAGCCAUCCUACCGCAGUACUUCAAACAGAAGAGAGGACUCGCCAACGGACUCGCUGCCUCGGGAAGUAGCAUUGGUGGCGUCGUUUAUCCGAUCAUGUUCAAGCAACUGAUAAACAAAGUUGGAUUUCCAUGGGCGACCCGUGCGGUGGGAUUCAUGGCCUUCGGGACCUGCUGCAUAUCCUAUUCCAUCAUGCGAAUGCGGUUCCAGCCCAAGGAGAAGCGCAAGCUGAUUCAGAUCGCAGCGUAUAAAGAGCCGGCCUUUGUGAUGUUCGCCGUCGCCAUGUUCUUGGGCUUCUUGGGAUUCUACAACUUCUUGUUUUAUGUGCAGUCCUUCGCUAUCGAUGCGGGGAUUGUGGAUUCGUCACUGGGCUUCUACCUUCUGUCCAUGCUGAAUGCCGGAUCGACUAUCGGACGGAUAUUGCCUAACUUCAUCGCGGAUCACACUGGCCCGUUAAACAUGCUCACCCCCGCCGCUGUCUCUACCGGCAUUCUCUCCUUUGCCUGGAUUGGUGUCCACAAUGUUCCCGGAAUUAUCGUUUUGGCGAUCCUGUAUGGCCUCUGCUCCGGAGGAUUUGUAUCGUUGCCGCCAGUCGUGAUGGCCAGUCUGACGAAGGACAUGCGUGAUUUGGGCACUCGCUUGGGCAUGAUAUUUACGACUACAUCCAUCGCGCUACUAAUAGGGACCCCGAUUGGAGGGGCGAUUCUCAACAACACGAAUUCGUAUCUCGGAGUUCAGUUAUUCACCGCUUGCUGUCUCAUCUCCUCGUCCUCGAUAUUCGCCGCCUUGAGGAUCUCCCGCACUGGGUUUUUAUUACGUAGACGUGCCUGA